CUUAAACAGUCUUAACUUAAGAGCUCGCACUUCAUUAAUCUAAUGUCACCUUGGCCAUCAAGAAUUCGAAUUGGUUGUAUGACAGGAUCCAAACAACGCAUGGAAGAUAAUGGAAUGUCAAAUGAAGAUGAUCAUAAUUCAGAAAUACGUUGGAAACUAAGAAGCCUUCCACCUUCGCACUACACUUUUAAGAUUGAAAAUUUCUCGUUGCUUUGCGAUGCGAAAACUGAGUGUUUCCAGUCUGCUGAUUUUGAGGUUGGGGGCUAUAAAUGGUUGUUAUCUGUGUAUCCCGGAGGAAACAAGAAAAAAAAUGGAAAUGGAUACAUAUCUUUGUAUCUAGUACUCUCAAAAUCCAAUAAACUUACUUUUAAUCAAGAGGUUAACGUAUAUUUCAAACUUUUUGUUUAUGAUUGUAUUCGCGACAGUUAUUGGACUGUUCAAGAUGAGAAAGUAAGGCGGUUUCAUGGAAUUAAAAGAGAAUGGGGAUUUGACAAACUCGUUUCGGUCACUGAUUUUAAAAAUGAAUCCAAAGGAUAUUUAUUGGACGACUGUUGCACUUUUGGUGCUGAAAUUUUUGUUAUAGAAAAUGGCAGUAAAGGUGAGUGCUUGUCCAUGGUGAAGAACCCAGCAAACAAAACGUAUACAUGGACAAUUCACAAGUUUUCAGAAUUGACUUCAUUGGAUAACGAAUCUGAAGCGUUUGCUAUCGGUGGCUCUAAUUGGACCAUUACGGUUUAUCCAAAAGGAGAUUUAAGAGAGAUAGGCAAAAGCUUAUCUAUAAAUUUAAACCUAAAAGAUCAUUCAACUUUUGAGCAGGGAAGAAAGUUAUAUACUGAAUUCGUGUUCCGAGUAAAGAACCAACUGAACGGAAAACAUCCUGAAAAAAGAGGUUAUUGUAUGUUUGAAUCUAGUGCUGCACCGUCAUGGGGUUUUUCAAAUGUUAUGUCCCUCAAUGAUCUGAAUGACAAAACGAAGGGCUUUAUACACAAUAAUACUUUGAUUGUCGAAGUAGAAAUUGAAGUCAUGACUGUGCUUAAAGAUUUGUCAUGAAGUUCUUGAGAUCUUAACUUUUUUUGCUAUUUUCGGAUUUCAAUAAUCUUUGUUUUAGCUACUUAUUGCAGUUGACCGGGCGAUCGGAUCAGAAUUGGCCCGUGGUCGGUUGCCGUUGGUUGGUUGGUCUAACUAAACUUAUAUUUACCACGUGUCAACAUUUUAUUGACUCAAAUAUAGAUUAAUGAGAUGUUGACAAAUAGUAAGGAUAAUAUCGUCUAAUUUUAUUUUAUUUUAGGAUUA
Messenger RNA from Mercurialis annua (annual mercury), 1293 nucleotides. RefSeq lists its product as uncharacterized. The record is from RefSeq and is a predicted model, not a curated record. The transcript is spliced from 6 exons. NCBI's taxonomy places the organism in Eukaryota, Viridiplantae, Streptophyta, Magnoliopsida, Malpighiales, Euphorbiaceae. Gene Ontology annotation, molecular function: protein binding. The coding region runs from base 43 to 1050 and encodes 335 amino acids.